Messenger RNA from Coniosporium apollinis CBS 100218, 2421 nucleotides. RefSeq lists its product as uncharacterized. The record is from RefSeq and is a predicted model, not a curated record. Lineage: Eukaryota; Fungi; Ascomycota; Dothideomycetes. The transcript is spliced from 6 exons. Gene Ontology annotation, biological process: regulation of DNA-templated transcription. The coding region runs from base 1 to 2421 and encodes 806 amino acids. Gene Ontology annotation, cellular component: RSF complex.
AUGCCGUCGAGGAAGCGCGGAAGACAGGAGAUGGAGGCCGAAGAGGAGAUCACAACAGAACCCAGCGUAUUGGAUCGGUUGAGGAAUAUGUGGGAAUUCGCCAGUCUUAUGCAAUAUAUCUUCACUUUUGGCAAAGCGGUCAAGAUAGACGAGGAUUUCGACAUCGAGGACCUCGAAGCAGAGUGUCUAAAGCCGGGCCCGUCAGAGCAACUGGCUCAAAUCGGCUUGGCAAUGCUCAAGCAGGUCUCAUCGCAUAAAGGGUUGACGCUUGAGAUCUUCGACGAAUACACACGCAGGCAAUACGUGGCGAAAGCACCGCAGCGCAACCCCUUCGGCACCGAAGAGACGCCCAACAAGUUCGCCGAUUUCGACAUCUUCACAAAGAUCCGUGUUCUGCAGCAGCUUUCGACGUGGACUUUCCACAAUCCCGAUCGCAUACGAGAGCGAAUGCCGGAGCGGGACACUGAGCAGACACAAUGGCGUAUCGACCCGUUAGGAUGGGACUCUGACGACCGAUCCUACCUCCUUCUCGAUGACGACCGACUGUACCGUCGCACCGAUCCUCCAAUUCCCGCCACACCACCUCCUAAGUCCAAAUCGAAAGCAAAGAGCAAGAAGACAAAGUCUACGAGAGGGAGCAAGCGACGAAAGUUGGCAUCAGCGGAGGGAAGCGGUGCGGAAGAGGAAGAAGACACAGUGCUGGUUGAGGAGCCACCGGAAGCUGCAGAGGACGACGGGUUUGGGGGUAUGAAAUGGGAAUGCAUAGCAAUCACCUUGGAAGAUUACAACGCGUUCAUGGAGGGGAUACGACGCAGCAGAGACCCUAAUGAGAAGACGCUGUACAAGAGGCUGACGGAGGACGUCUUGCCCAUCAUCGAGAAGAGGGCUGAGGCGCAGCGACAGAAAGUGUUGCGGAAACAGAGGGAGUUAGAGAAUCUGCAAAAGCUUGCGACUGCUAAGAGGUCUAGUAGAAUCGCAGACAAGAUGGAGAAACAAAAGGAGAUCGAGGCGGCUGCGGAGGCUGAGCGGAAGCAUCACGCUGAACUGGCGAAUGCAAGGAAGGUGCAAGAGCGGCAACGUAAGAUGGAAGAUGCUCGCGAAUCCCGCAUGAUGACUCGGGAGCAGCGCCUGCAGGAACGGGAAGCCAAGAGGAUACUGCACGAGGAAGAGCUAGCGAAGCUGGAGGAGAACAGCAAACUCGCCGAGUCUAAUGAAGCUCGGCUAUCGGAGCGGCAUCUGAAAGCGGAGAUGGCACGGCGGCAGAAGGAGCUGGAGAAGCUGACUCAGGAGGACAACUGGGUGUUCGAUUGUUCCGGCUGUGGCGCGCAUGGCGAGAACUUGGAUGAUGGGUCCCACAGUAUCGCAUGCGAGCGGUGCAAUGUUUGGCAACACAGUGCAUGCAACGGUAUCAAGCAGCAAGAGGCGGAACGAGACGACUUCCACUUCAUCUGCGGAGAUUGCAAGCGACGCGCAGCAGACGCCAACAAGCCAAAGAUAUCACUCAAGUUGCGCGGCUUCGGCUCAUCCGCGUCGCCGAAGGGUAGUUCUGAGAGGCAGGCAGAGCCUUCCGCAACUUCGCCCAGCCAGCACCCUUCUGAAGCUCCUCGACAGCUUCACCGCGUGGAGAUUCCCGUCCAGCCACCGACACUUACGCCUAACAGCUCCUUCACUCUUAUGAACGGGCCGAGUCUGUCACCAGCAGGGCAGUCCCAAGGCCCGCCUGGCAUCCACAGGGUGCAGAAUGCCUACAACUCGCCCUCGAACUUCACUGGAUCUCCAGCACCGACGGCAUACCGUCCGCUCUCCUCAGGCCUGGCCAAUUCCCCGCCGGCCAUGAGCGGAAUCUCUCAGCCUCCGCCACAGGCACAGUGGCACUACGGAAACGGCUACACCAACGGCGCAAACCAUGCCCAUCCACAGUCCAACGAAUCAGCGGCCGCAGAUGUGAUGCGCCCACAGACACCAAACUACAACCCGUACUCGAACUCCUUCGAGCGGCAGAGUCCUCGAUCCGGGCACUCCAAUCCCGGAAUGUCGCCCCUUAAGCCCCCGCCCUCCAUGUCUCCACCUAGGACAAACGGGCAUCUAAACACACCAGCGAACCCGCUCGUAGCAACGCCGCAUACCUCAUUCACCACCCCUGACCUUGCUGCCCCCGGCUCGGCGCACUCGCUCUCCCGUCACCAAAGCUUCCAGUCGACGCAUCAGUACCCCGCUCACCUCCUUUCCGGUGCAAGUCCGGGGUUCUCCCCAGCAAAGCAUAGCCCACCCCGACCGACAAGCCAGAGCGUCGCGGAGACGCCGGUACUUCCACCUAUUGCAGCGUUGUCGCCGAGCGCACGGCCGUUGAUUAUGGAUCCGCCGGUUAAGAACCCGACGCCGGAGCGGCCGAGGGAGAAUGGGCGUUUUGGUCCUGUUUGA